AUGGGACUACUGCAUACAUUAGAAUUAGAAAAUUUCAAAUCCUAUCGAGGAAGACAAGUCAUUGGUCCCUUCAAAAGAUUCACGGCGAUUAUUGGGCCAAAUGGCUCCGGUAAGUCGAAUCUGAUGGACGCAAUCAGUUUCGUAUUGGGAGAAAAGGCUACGAGUUUACGCGUAAAGAAAUUGGGAGAUCUCAUUCAUGGAGCUCCAGUAGGCAAGCCAGUGUCUAAUCGUUGCUCUGUCACUUUAAAUUACAAAGAAGAUGAUGGACGGAUGAGAAGCUUCACUCGUUCGGUAACCAAUGCCGGUUCUGAGUUCCGUGUAGAUGGAAAGGUCUUCAUUAGUUUGAUUUAUCAACUUCUUUUUGAAACAAUUUCUUUUACGGUAUUCUUCUUUGAAAUUAACCCUAAGGAACGCACAGCUCUAUUCGAAGAAAUCUCGAGGUCCUGUGAACUUCAACCAGAAUACGACCGACUGAAGGCAGAGUUGCAAAAAGCGGAAGACGAUGCCCAACAAAACAUGAACAAGCGACGUGGCAUUGCUCAGGAGAAGCGAGAAGCCAAGUUGGAACGCGAUGAAGCUGAAAAAUAUCAACACAUGAAAGAUGAUUUAGUUAGUGCCGCGAAACAACGACUCCUCUUUCUACUCGAGUUAUUCUAUUGCGAACGUCAUGGUAAAGAAGCUGAGGAAGAACUAAUGCAAAAGAGAAAACAAGUAGCUGAACUGGAAGCCCGAAAGAAUGAGACUGACGAGUUAGUAAAUGAGAAACAGAAACUGGUGAAGAGAGCGCAGCGAGAUACUCAUAGAUUGGAGAAGGAAAUUGGUGACAAGGAGCGAGAGAUCUCACACCAGCGCCCACUAUAUGUCCAAGUGAAGCAGGAAGCACUGCAUGUGAAAACGAAACUGGAAACCAGUAAUAAAACAUUGAACGCUGCCCAGAAACUAGCUGAGAAAAAUGAAGAGCAAGUGGAGAUGCUUGAGAAAUCGGCUAAGGAACUAGAAAAGAAAAAAGAGGAAUAUGAGGCUGAACUCGAGUCACAAAGUCAAGAACUGGAUCUGCAUCUAAACGAACAACAGAUAAAUGAGUAUGUUUCUCUGAAACGCGAAGCUGGCAAAAAAUCGGGAAUAAUGGACAUGCAACUGAACUCCAUGAGACAAGAACAUGAAACUGAUAGGAGUUCUAAAGUGAAUGAGGAGCGUCGUAUGAAGGCUUGGCAAGAAAAGAUAAAAAACAAGAAACAGGAAAUUGAACGGCUCAAAAAGCAGAUAGAAUAUCUUGCUGAGAACACUGAACAACAGAAGGUGGUUCUCAAUAGUGAGAAGGCGAGCCUGGUAACAAUGGAAAAACAAGUCAAAGAAAGCAAGGAGAAGUUGGAGAAGGUGUCCAUUGAGUUAAAUGAAGUUAACAAACAGCUUUCGGAUGCAUCAGGUGAUUCUGCGGAAUCUGAAAGAGUACGGCGACGCAACGAAGCUAUUGAGAAUCUCAAACGUGUAUUCCCGGAGAAGAUUCAUGGUCGACUCGUGGAUCUCUGCCAACCAAGCCAUAAGCGUUUUCAUUUGGCUGUAACAAAAGUGCUGCAAAAACACAUGAUGAGUAUUGUUUGCGACUCGGAGGAGACUGCAAGGGAUGCUAUUAUGUACCUGAAGGUGAUAUUACUUGUCAUCUCAUCACUUUUUAAUUAUAAGUGCUAUUUGAUGUCUUAUUAUAAUUAUCGUGCCGCUAACUACCCGCUAUUUUGUGAGCAACGCUAUCCCCCCGAAACUUUUCUACCUCAUCAUGGCCUUGACGUGCAUCCUAUUAAUGAGAAACUGCGGGAAUUGACAUACCCGAAAGGAGUGAAACUAGUCUAUGACGUUAUUCAAUGUAACCAUCCAGCUGCAAGGAAAGCUUUGCAAUUUGCGUGUGGUAAUGCUCUUAUAUGUGAAACGGCAGAGGACGCAAGAACACUUGCGUAUGGAAGUGCCGGAGGCGAUAGGUACAAAGCUGUUUCUUUGGAUGGUACUAUGUUUCAACAGAGCGGCGUGAUAGGAGGUGGUAGCCACGAACUGAAAAUACGUGCAAAAAAAUGGGACGAGAACGCUCUAAGACAAUUACGUGAACGCCGUGCGCAACUUGUGGAGGAGAGCAACACAUUACAUAGAACUCGGAGGAAGGAAUUGGAUGUCGAAAUGCAGAGAAACAAGCUCACGUCCGUAGAAUAUCGCCUUCGAAAUAUGCAGCUCGAGAAGACCAAGUGUGAAACUGACACUCUCAAUAAGCUAACAUUUGAGCUCGAAUCGCUUGAAUCCGAGCUCAGUGUUAUUCCUCCUAAAAUCGAAGAAAUACAAGAACGCAUGAUAGAACGAGAAAGAGAGAUAAAGAAACUGGAAGAGAAGAGUAAUGCUGUUGCUGAUGACGUCUUUGCCAAUUUUUGUUGCAAAGUUGGGAUCAAAAAUAUUCGUGAAUACGAGGAACGCGAAAUGAGAUUUCAUCAGGAAAAAAUUGGUCGAAUGCGAGAGUUUGACAACGAACUUGAUCGCAUCCGUAAUGAAAUUGAGUACCUGCGUUCUGAGGAUAGAAACAAGAAGGUGAAGCAGGAAGUCGAUAAGGUGAAAAAUCUCGAGAAAGAAUUGGAUAUAUUGAAGAAGAAAGAAACAAAGGAAGGUAAUAUUCUGAGUCGUUUGGAAAAGGAUAUGGAGGAGUUGAAAGUUGGAGCUAUGGAGAUGAAAACCGAACAAGAACAAUAUGAAUCCGAGCUUGCCGCUGUGAAGAAGGAAGCUCAGGUUGCCCAACGUGAUGUGACAAGUGCUGAAAAGGCAGUGUUGGCUUUAGAAAGCGUAGUUAAUAGGAAACAGGCUGAUAGACAUGCUUUAUUACAUGCAGCAAAGAUAAAUCAGGUCCAGGUCCCGUUGGUAUCAGGAAGCUUAGCUGAUGUCGACGCCGAAGAAGAAGAAGAUGGGGACGGAACUCAGCCUUCGAAUUCCAUCAAUCUUUCGCAGGAACAACUUGAACGGGAGUCAAAAAUAAAAGUCAAUUACAGACAAUUGCCAGAAAAUUUAAAAGAAUUAAAAGACGAAGAAGAAGUUAGGAGACACGUGGAACGGAUGAAUAAGGAAAUAAACGAGGCUCAGGCGACUUUAUCACGUCUAAGUGCACCUAACCUUAAAGCAAGUCAGAGGAUGGAAGAAGUGAAGGAACGUGAAGCCGAAACAACGGAGGAGUGCGAGAUAGCACGUAAAAAGGCGAGAAAAAUCCGUGGGUAUUUUGAAAAAGUAAAAAGUGAACGUUAUCGCAAGUUUCAAGAGUGUUUUGAACCUGUGAGCCAAAAGAUCGAUGAGAUUUACAAGGUAUUCUUACUUUUGAGACGUCUUGAUAAGCAGCGAGAAAUGCAGGGUAUAUUUCAGUCUCUAUCACGAAAUGCUAGUGCACAAGCUUUUCUUGGCGCGGAUAAUAUGGAGGAACCGUAUUUGGAGGGUAUUCAGUAUAACUGCGUUGCACCUGGCAAGCGAUUCCGACCAAUGGAUAAUCUUUCUGGAGGGGAGAAGACAGUUGCAGCUUUGGCACUUCUUUUCGCAAUGCAUGCACGGAAUCCGUCUCCAUUCUUUGUUCUCGACGAGAUUGACGCCGCACUCGACAAUACAAAUAUAGGAAAGGUAUCGUCCUUUAUAUGUGAAUCUGCACGAAAUGAGAUGCAAAUCAUCAUUAUCUCGUUGAAAGAAGAAUUCUACAACAAAGCAGACGCCUUAAUUGGAAUUUUUCCUGAGCCGUCCGCCUGCUCUUCAUCCGGUGUGCUCACAUUCGACCUUACACCAUAUAAGCAGACAGGUGCCAACGACUCGAAUGUAGGCAUGGAAGAAACUAUUGUUCUCAACCCGUGA
Molecule: messenger RNA, 3855 nt
Organism: Angiostrongylus costaricensis
Lineage: Eukaryota; Metazoa; Nematoda; Chromadorea; Rhabditida; Metastrongylidae
Source: the annotation of a GenBank genome assembly